GGUUAGUGACGUAUCGACAAAACCCCGAAGGGUGCAAAGCCCAAACAAAUCUGCAAAAAAGUGCCUGGAAAGCUUGAAAACAUCCCGGAAAUGUUCAAAAAUACCUUCCAAUCGGGUUUCCUGUCAAUCCUCUACAGUAUUGGGAGUAAACCGCUGCAAAUUUGGGAUAAAAAAGUCCGAAAUGGGCAUAUAAAGCGCAUCACAGACGGCGACAUUCAGAGUCUCGUCCUCGAAAUCCUGGGAACAAAUGUCUCAACGACCUACAUAACGUGUCCAGCAGACCCUAAGAAGACGCUGGGCAUAAAGCUACCCUUUCUCGUGAUGAUCAUAAAGAAUGUCCGGAAGUACUUUACAUUUGAAGUGCAGGUGCUGGACGACAAGAAUGUAAGACGACGCUUCAGGGCGAGUAACUAUCAGUCAACGACUCGCGUAAAGCCAUUCAUUUGCACAAUGCCUAUGCGCCUGGAUGAGGGUUGGAAUCAGAUUCAAUUCAAUCUGUCGGAUUUCACACGCCGUGCCUAUGGAACGAACUACGUGGAGACACUCAGGGUGCAGAUUCAUGCCAAUUGUCGCAUCCGGAGGGUUUACUUCUCAGAUCGACUGUACUCCGAGGAUGAGCUACCGUCGGAAUUUAAACUUUUCCUGCCCAUUCAGAAACCCGCACCGAAACCUCUAGCUCAGCAGGCAUGCUAGACAACAAGUCCCUUUAGGCACCCCAAAGACAGUUUUUUAUUUCCUUUAAUCUCUACACACACUUGGGAGCAACAAACUUCACGGUCAAUCAGGAAGCGUGAGAAUCUCCACGUUGGAGUCUGUGAUGAGAACUGUGUGCUCAAAUUGAGCACUCCUGGCACCGUCACAACUUACCGCUGUCCAGCCAUCCUCGAGGAUCUCCACUUCCUGACCUCCAGUGGAGAUUACGGGCUCCACAGUGAACACCAUGCCGGGCUUCAUGAAGCCACCCACGGAAUUCUCUGCAAAAAACAAAAGUCACAUCAUCUCACGCCAUUCACGCAAAUCAUGUAUUUAGCUAGAGAAAUAAAUUCAUAAUUUUAAAAUUAAA
This is a messenger RNA of Lutzomyia longipalpis, 1063 nucleotides long. It is a transcript of the gene Bug22, whose product is annotated as cilia- and flagella-associated protein 20. The transcript is spliced from 2 exons. Gene Ontology annotation, biological process: regulation of cilium beat frequency involved in ciliary motility; cilium assembly; positive regulation of cell motility. NCBI's taxonomy places the organism in Eukaryota, Metazoa, Arthropoda, Insecta, Diptera, Psychodidae. Bases 91 to 693 code for a protein of 200 amino acids. The record is from RefSeq and is a predicted model, not a curated record. Gene Ontology annotation, cellular component: ciliary basal body; motile cilium.